Molecule: messenger RNA, 1123 nt
Organism: Amaranthus tricolor (Joseph's coat)
Lineage: Eukaryota; Viridiplantae; Streptophyta; Magnoliopsida; Caryophyllales; Amaranthaceae
Product: early nodulin-like protein 9
Exons: 2
Coding region: 161-790 (209 amino acids)
Cellular component (GO): plasma membrane
Molecular function (GO): electron transfer activity
Source: RefSeq, a predicted model, not a curated record
CUUUUCCAUAGCUCAUGUACUCUACUUAUACCCUUCUACUUUCCCUUAAAUCUUGUCACUUCAUCCAAACUAAUCCCUCUAAAAAGUGUUCUUUUAGCUUCCUGUUUUAUUGAAGGGUAGUCCGAGUGAUAUUUUUUUUCUCAUUUCAUCAUAAUUAACCAUGGUUAAGACGAACUUUGUGAAUGUAUUAGUUAAUGCACUUGGGUUGGUUAGUCUAGUAGUAUUGAUGCAAAAAUGUGAAGCAGCUCAAUUUACAGUUGGUGGUUCUAAGGGUUGGUCUGUUCCUUCUGAUAAUUCUCCUGUUUUUAAUCAAUGGGCUGAAAAAAUGCGUUUUCAAAUUGGUGAUUCAUUGUUAUUCAAGUACCAAGCAUCAAGUGAUUCUGUGCUACAAGUAACAAAACAAGACUUUGACAAUUGCAACACACACUCACCAAUUGCUAAGUUCAAUGAUGGAAAUACAGAAUUCAAGUUGAAGAAAUCAGGGCCAUAUUAUUUCAUUAGUGGCAACAAAGACAAUUGUAACAAGAAUGAAAAGCUUGUAGUUAUUGUUAUGGCCAACAGAACUACCAAAAAUUCACCACCAUCACCCUCAACCAAUGCACCUUCUCCUGGACCCACCACCAGUGAUCAACAGCCACCAGUCACUUCCCCGCCGUCCGAUGAUGGGUCUACUUCAGCUCCUUCAGCUGAGUCUAAUCCUCCUAAAAAUGGUGCUACUUCUUAUAUCAUGAUGAGUGUUUUGGGUUCCCUUGGUGCUUUUAUGGGUUCUUCUCUGUUUCUUGCUUUUUAAUACUAUGAUAUGAUAUGUGAUCUCGACUUCUAAUACUAUGUCAAUUGUCAACAACCUAUUUCAGCUAAAAAUUUAAGCUGAUGAUUAAUGUUCGAGUUUUCAGUUGUAUUAUGUGAUUUUUUUAAAAUUUUUUCUUUUCUUUUAUAUUCAUUUUGUGAUGGUGAAUGUAUGAAUGGUGAAUGUAUGAAUUCCUGUGAUUUAUUGUCAAGAUUUGGUAAUUUGUGAUUGAUUGUUGUGUGGAUGAAUAAAAUUAAGGGGUCACACUUUCUUUGUGAUUAUAACGUUGAGGAUUUAUUAUUGUAUAUUGAUAGAUAUGCAAUAAUAAAUGUUUCU